Molecule: messenger RNA, 1453 nt
Organism: Ananas comosus (pineapple)
Lineage: Eukaryota; Viridiplantae; Streptophyta; Magnoliopsida; Poales; Bromeliaceae
Product: general transcription factor IIE subunit 2-like
Exons: 5
Coding region: 160-1020 (286 amino acids)
Biological process (GO): transcription initiation at RNA polymerase II promoter
Cellular component (GO): transcription factor TFIIE complex
Source: RefSeq, a predicted model, not a curated record
CGGCGUAUCAGAACCGUCCAAGAGCUCUUCGACCCUUCCAAGUUUCGCCCAAUUCUCCCGAUCGAUUCACGAGGGCGAGCGAAUCAACCAAUCUAGGGUUUCGAUUCUCCGCGCGAUCUUCGUCUCACUCCUCUUCCCCGAUCAAUUCCCCGGAGAUCGAUGGCAUUGCAGGAAAGCCUCAAUAAGUUCAAGCAACAGCAAGAGAAAUGCCAGUCAACGCUUACCAGCAUAGCAGCCCGAUCUGCGUCUUCAAAGGCACCUCAAACUCAGAGGACAGUUUCACCCAUGAACGCUCCCUCAGUUUCUACCAAAGUACCUACGCCUGCAAAGUUUUCGAAUGACACAGAAAGGCUUCAACACAUCAAUAAUAUCAGGAAGUCUCCUGUUGGGGCGCAGAUCAAGCGUGUAAUUGACAUACUUCGUGAGACAAGACUAGCCUACACACCCGAACAAAUAAAUGAUGCAUGCUAUGUGGAUAUAAUGGGCAACAAAGCUGUCUUUGACAGUCUGAGGAAUAACCCUAAAGUGAACUACGAUGGGAAACGUUUUUCUUUCAAGGCCAAGCAUGAUUUGAAGGGCAAAGACGACUUGCUCCACCUGAUAAGGAAGUUCCCAGAAGGCCUUCCUGUUGUGGACGUCAAGGACGCGUAUCCGUCCGUUAUGGAGGAUCUGCAGAUCUUGAAGACGCAAGGCCAAGUUUGGCUGCUGUCGAACAUGGACUCCCAGGAGGACAUCGUCUACCCUAACGAUCCGAAGGUGGCGUUAAAGGUGGACGACGAGCUGAAGCUGCUGUUCCGUAGUAUCGAGCUCCCGCGCGACAUGGUCGACAUCGAGAAAGAGCUGCAGAAGAACGGGAUGAAGCCCGCGACCAACACGGCCCAAAGGCGGGCCAUGGCGCAGGUCCACGGUAUCACUUCCAAGCCCAAGCCGAAGAAGAGGCGCGAGAUCAGCCGGAGGACCAAGCUCACCAAUGCCCACCUCCCCGAGCUUUUCCAGACCUUGAAUGUGCCCGACUCUUGAAGAGUCGAAUCUGCCUGAUGACAUUUGCUUGAUGGUUCAUCACUUUCCCCCGCAGGCCGCAUUAAAAGAUCCGCAGAUAACCGCCUCGCAUUUUAUUCUUUCACGCUCGAACCCCUUUCCGAUCCGUUCGAAACAGAUAAUUACAUUUUCCGGUUAUUCAUUUUGUUUCUGAAUGUGGGGGAAAGUGAUAAUCGCACGAAUGCGAGUGGAUUUUACUUUUAUUUCUGCUUUCUGUGACAAUAAUAUAAUACUCUCUACUGUAUAGUUUGCUCUUAUGCGGGUGAAUUAGGUAAUGUGUGUGCACAUUAAUUUUGGGAAAUAAUGCAAAUAUUUACCCAAAUUACUGGUGCAAAAUUGCAUUGUAAUAAUUUUGUAAAAUGUGAAAAUGGUGGAUUUUGAUACUCUCUUAAGUUAUUAUUAACUUGUAUUGGCA